AUCAAGGGGAGUAACUCUAUGGUGGAUUCUAUUUACCAACAAAUGGCACAAGACAGUAACGUGUGAAAAUGGAGCCCCUGUUUCCUGUUGAUGAGAAUUUGUACUACAAUGUCUCUCUUGUGUUUGUCCUGUAUCAGUGUAGUUUCCACAAUGCAACAUCAAGGAUAGAUGUUGAGGACCCAGAUGUGAUUCAAGUUGUGGAUGAGGAAGAUGAGGAUGUGUUUGAAACAGCAGCAUCAGAAUCAUCACUAUGGGGAAAAAUCCAGGGUUUCUUUAAAAGCCCGCAGGAUGAGACAGCUCGUUUAGAGAAGCAUGCUAUUGUCAUUGAGGAUGAAUGUGUUAAAGUUAUCAGUUUCAGUCAAGAACAAUCAUUCAGUGCAAAUGUAUUGCUGAACUGGACAUGUGUUGUUUUGGCAACCUGUGUCUUUGCCAUGUUAAUAUGGUUCCUUUCUUAUUGCAUAAUAAAAUGGAUGUAUAGAGGCAGGGAAAAACAAGACCAGUCAUUAUCCAGAGAGGAAGUAGCUGCUGAGGUAACUGAAGAUUUCCAGUUUUCACAGUAUGGUGUGAUGGAUGUUCUACAACCUGAUGUUGGGCUUCCACCACCAACAGAUGUAAAACCUGCUCCAAGUAAAUGUGCCAUGGCAUUAACCAUUAUAAAAACUGCAUCUAAUAAUGACAGCAUAAGAGUAAAUACAACAGAUACAAAAUAUUUCCUAACAUCUACAGUCGACAAGUUUCUCUGUGAACUGGAUAAAGCAUUGGGUAUCUCAUCCGAAUCCUUUCCAAACCAGCCAACAAGUAUGACUCCUAAUAUGGCUUCCAGUGCAUCAUCUGGUACCAUCAGUAACCUGGUAUCUCCAAGACUUGGUCGUCGCAGUACCUGGCGAAGACCAAGACAAGUCUCACCCUCACUGCCUCUUGGAGAUCUGAGUCUGAUUGGAAAUGACCAGCCUGCAAAGGAUAAACAUGCUUGGCAUGAAGUUGAAAGAAUGAAUACAAGGCUUGGUUGGUCAUCCAUGAAAACUGAUGACAUUGAUUUUGGAAACGUUGAAAACAGAAAUUUAAGAGAUGUUCUCACUUUUCACAUAAGGAACUGCCCAGUAAGCACUGAACAAUGGUUUGGUGCCUCUUUGAUUGUUAAUUACACAUUGUUGAUGCUAGAAAAAGAACUUCAGAAGGCUUCAGCUAGUUCAAGUGUUAGGUUUGUUGAAUUCAAAGGUAUAGGGAGUGUUGCCAAAGGUCUGAAAAUAUCUAAAGCUAAUCAGUUUGACACAGCUAUGAUCAUCCAGCCUUCAGAGUGUGUGCUUCACAAUGUGUUAUACCACAAUGUGUCUGAAGAUAUUCCAUCAGGGAAAGUGUUGUUGUCUGUGAAGGAUAUGAAACAGGAGAAGAAGCAGAAGCAAUACACAAAGAGGGCAUCUGUGUCAGACUCCAUUGGAAUCUACCUACUGCCGAAAGAAAUUCUGUCUCUGUGUAAGGAGUUGGUGGACCAAGCCAUUAAGAGGUUGAUGAACAGCAACAAGAGUCUUCUUGACAGACUUCCUUUCUCAAUCCGUAUUGCAGCUGAGGGUGAUUUGCAGCUAAUACUUGAUACAAGAAUGCUUCAUGGCCUUGGUCUUGGAAUACCAGAGAUUUGCAUCAGAUUGUGUCCUGCCAUUCCUUUGAUCAACUCGAGUGUGUCACUGCUGCCAACAGUGUAUGCAGUUACCCCUUGGGUUGUCAAACAGCAGGCAAGAAGACCAUCAAGCAGUUCCAUGAGGGUUUUCCGGGACAGGGUUGAAAGUCUUGAUCCUGAUCUGAUGUGGAACUUGUGUUUCUGUGAUCUGGAGUCUUCUUAUCUGGCUGCAAUGGACCAGAAGCUGCAGCUUGCAGGCAUCACAGGAUGUCACAAGAUCUGUCUUAGAAUCAUGAAAGCUUUGUUCACUAGCGGCUACAAGACAUCACUUCUCAGUCGGGGAGAGAUCCAAUCGUAUCAGCUGGAAACCAUUUUGUCCUUUCUCCUUCUAGAGAGUGCACCACAUAACUGGACAAUGGAGAAACUGGCUGAUAGGGUCUCGGACUGUGUGCACUUUCUUAGGUCUGCUUUACAGAGUAUGUGGCUGCCAAGUUUCUUCGUCCACAACCCCCAUCUGGAGAAGCAGAUGCCUGCCCUGAAGCUGUACCCUCUGUUGACUGGUGGCAGGCAGGACAACCUCCUGGCCAACAUGAAGCAGGAGACUGUGGCCAAGGUGCUCGACUUCAUAGAACAGAGGCUAGAGGAAGUCGGCCUUCAGAGUUGCAUAAAGGAUGAGUACUUGUCAGAGAUGUGGGAGUACGAGUUUUUCAUUUUUGGAUAAGAUCUGUUCAUCUUGAUAUUGAACAUCUUGAAUUUAAUCAUCCAGUUGCACAGUUUUCAAUGUUUUGAUCAUGAAUAGAGUAUCGAUAAGAAUAUUUUUGGCUUAUUUGUACUUGUCAAGAUGUUUACUUGACAAAAUUGACUUGCUUCUACUGUCAUGGAUGUGAUAAGAUAAAUAUGAAUAUUUAAUCGACAGUCUAAGUGCAUACCGGUACAUCACACUGAAGGAUGAUACAUAUGCAUGUAAGUUGUCAUCCUUCGCUUUUUGGCCUGAUUAUUAAUUUUAAACAUUGCCAAUUGAAAGUUUUAAUCUCUUUAGUUACAGUCGGUUUUAUUAUCGUGUUUGUUAGAUUGAUGAAUAUCUGUCAUGCCAAAAAUUGAACAAAUUAUUCAGAUAAUUAAGUUAUUUGUCAUGUUUAUUGUGUUAUGUGUACACAUUGUCCAUCAAAAAUUAUGUCUGCAAUCAGUUUGUUUAUGUUCUUAAGGAUGGUGAAUAUUUCCACCGAAGAAUGUUGUUGAUACCAAUGUAAUUUGAACAAUUUCUUCAGAUAUUAGUAUAGUUUGUUAUUAUGAUUAUGUGUUACGUAUACAUUCUAGAUAAUUACAUAGGUUAGAUCAUUCUACAUAAUUUCCAUAAUGUUUCCACAUUAUAGUUAGCAAAAGUUAUCCCCCUUGGAAUUAGAAAUGUUCUGAAUAUUUAUGUCUCCAAGCAGGAAUGAUCUGACAAAUAGAAAAAACUUUAGAACAUACUUAGUAAAAAUGAUGUUUCACUUGACUAUCUAGCCCAUUUAUUCACCAGAAAAUAGGUCAUUAAUUUAAUUUAAUUUUAAGCUGAUAUUUCAAAUAUAAUCAUGAUAAUAACAAAUUCUGAUAAUUACAAUCUUUCCAGUGUUUGUCCAAAUUUCAAAGCGUUACUAUGGUUAAUGCAGGAAGUGUUUUGUUUUAGGUGUGGUGUAAUGAUGCAUAGUUAGAUGUGUCUUUGUUUCAUAAAAAAAUGUUUUCUAGCAGGUUUCAGAAUGUUUGUGUCAGCCUAAAGAAGAAAUAAUUGUUGUAAAACGCUGGUUUGUGAUGCUUGUGGGUCUGUGCCAAAUUGUUUUUGCAAAGGUCUUACUUCUUCCAGCUGUAUCAAAGCAAACAAAGGUCUGUUGAGAACAUGUCACAGAUGUUUUCUGUUGUUGUAAUAUUGAAAACUAUUAUGCGAGAAUGUUUUUGUUAUUUAUUAUGUGAUUGUCCUAUCCAAGUGUAGCAUAAUGUAACUGAAUGUAUUUUUUACUUUACCUUCAUAAUGCUUUUUAAUCCUGUUGAUAUGUCUGUGAUUUUUGUAUAUAUUCAGAAAUGUUUGAAUUCCAGUGUUUUUUUGCUUUAAUAUACACAGGUGCUUGUUCAGAGGGAUUACCAAAGUUUCUAUUGUAGAUCUGGUGCUUCCAUUCUUUGUUAUAUAUCUAACAUUGCAUUUUUAUUGCAUCCUAUUUAUCUUAUCAAUUACUAAAAUGUGUUAAAUGUCACUACAAUUAUGUUACUUCUUUUAUCUUUUUCAUGUUUUUGUUUCUAUCAGUGGCUGUGUUUUCACUGUGGGCACAUGUGACUGAGUCUCUGGUGCAGCAAUUCGCUGUGUAGAGUUGCAUCCCUUAGGCAGUCAGGAGUCUGUGAGCUUGGUUUGAAUUGUGUGUCUAGGUUUGGCAGCACCAUGUUAUGGGUUUCAGUGAAGUGCAGAUAAUCAAGGGCAGGCCUUACUUCAGGCAGUUUAAACCAAACUCAUUAAAUCACUGUUAUUUCUCUGCAUGAUAAGUUACCCAAAACGUUCUUACAAUUCACGACCUAAGCUAACUUUAAAUACAUACAAAAUGUGAAGGAAUGCUUCAUUUUGCUGAAAUUCUUUAAUGAGUGAGUCAGCGAGUUUAGUUUUUGGUGGCACUAAGCUAUAUUCCAGCUGUAUGGCUGCAAUCUGUGAAUAAUCGAGUCUGGACCAGACAACCAGUGAUUAACAGCAUGAGCAUAGAUCUACACAAUUGGGAUAGGGUGUGUCAACCUAGUCACCCGAUCCUGUUAGUUGCCUCUUACAUCAAGCACCUCCUCUAUUGAGGGGCACAGUUGCAUCCCCAAAGCCUGUCAGAAUCACAUGAUGUUUUCUACAUACCCAAACUCACCAAGCUGGUAAUUGUCAAAGACCUGUAUCAGUUAUAUUCUGUGGAUAGUAUAGGUUUGAGCACAGUGAGAUAACCCAUUAAAAAAGGUCUUACUCAUGUCACAACUAAUAGCUUACUCAAGUUGUAUGUAGCCCACGUUCCUUCAAGUUGUUCAAAGGAACAGGAAUAAACUGUUGAAUUUACAAACAAA
Molecule: messenger RNA, 4672 nt
Organism: Haliotis rubra (blacklip abalone)
Lineage: Eukaryota; Metazoa; Mollusca; Gastropoda; Lepetellida; Haliotidae
Exons: 2
Coding region: 69-2336 (755 amino acids)
Source: RefSeq, a predicted model, not a curated record